Molecule: messenger RNA, 3355 nt
Organism: Cyprinus carpio (common carp)
Lineage: Eukaryota; Metazoa; Chordata; Actinopteri; Cypriniformes; Cyprinidae
Gene: meis3
Product: myeloid ecotropic viral integration site 3
Exons: 11
Coding region: 350-1513 (387 amino acids)
Biological process (GO): eye development; embryonic pattern specification; brain development
Molecular function (GO): RNA polymerase II cis-regulatory region sequence-specific DNA binding; DNA-binding transcription activator activity, RNA polymerase II-specific
Source: RefSeq, a predicted model, not a curated record
AGCCUCUGCGUUUGUAAUGCGCGAGUGUGUGCGAUAAGGAGGUGGGGGCGAGAGACCCCGUUGUGUUUUGACCCCCUAAACAACUCAGUCUCCAUCUCCCUCUCUCUCUCUCUCUCCGGUUUAAAGCUCCAUCGUUCAUUGUGGAGAGACGCAUUUCGCUUCAUGGACGUCGAUAGAGCGGAAAGGACGCGACAUUAUCUCAAACGCACCGCUAAUGCUGGAUACUCGGCCCGGUCCAAGCUUCUGCUGCUACAUUCUUAUUAAGUUCUUGUAGAGAGUGUGUCUUAUCAGCCGCUCUGGUGUGUGUUGUCAUCCGUCAGUGAGUGUGUGAGCUCGGCUUCCGUAUCGCAUGGAGAAGAGGUAUGAGGAGUUGUUGCAGUACCCAGGCUCUGACGCCAUGCCUGUGGGAGACUACAGGGACGCCAUGAGGUCACUUCCUCCGCCACACUAUGGUCACACUGUGCCUGACUCCCUGAAACACCACCGGGACCAGAUCUAUGGUCAUCCUCUGUUUCCACUCCUGGCUCUGGUAUUUGAGAAGUGUGAACUUGCCACCUGCUCACCACGAGACUCGAUGUCAAACUCCGCCCAUCUCCCCGGCAUGACCAAUCACAGCGACGUCUGCUCCUCUGACUCCUUCAAUGAUGAUAUCGCGGCCUUUGCUAAACAAGUGAGAAACCAAGCCAUUCACAUUGUUCAUGACCUCUGUGAUAAUUUCUGCCAUCGGUACAUCACCUGUCUUAAAGGCAAGAUGCCCACUGAUUUGGUGCUGGAGGACCGGGAGGGUGGAUCCAAAUCUGACAUGGAAGAUUUCACUGGCUCUUGCACCAAUCUGUCAGAACAAAAUCAGUCUUGGUUGCGAGAUCCAGAUGACUGUGUGUCGACCCCCUCGGGCACCCCCAGUGCCUCCUGUGGCCUCACCUCACACAGUGCAGAGAACUGCAGCGAUGCCGGUGAUGGGUUGGAUGGAAGUGUGGCAUCUCCCAGCACGGGAGAAGAAGAUGAAACAGAUAGAGACAGACGAAACAACAAGAAAAGAGGAAUCUUUCCCAAAGUUGCGACAAACAUUAUGAGAGCUUGGCUUUUCCAGCACCUGUCGCAUCCGUACCCAUCUGAAGAACAGAAGAAACAGCUCUCCCAAGACACAGGUCUCACUAUACUGCAGGUCAAUAACUGGUUUAUAAAUGCCAGACGCAGAAUAGUCCAGCCAAUGAUUGACCAAUCGAAUCGCUCAGGCCAGAGUGCUCCAUACAGUCCAGAGGGGGCCGCUCUAGGAGGAUAUGGAUUAGAUGCACAGUCUCAUUUAGGUCUUAGGACAGCAGGACUUCAGGGAAUGUCGUCCCUGCCCACAGAUUACCCUGGGGCCCUUCUGCCCCAACCGGGAUACUCCCACGCUGGUCCAUCCUUGCACCCGUACCCCGGCCCCCACACUGCCAUGCUGCUUCAUCCGCCACCCCACAGCCACCCUGCUGAACCCCUCAUAGGACAAGGCCUUGACAUACAUGCCCACUAACUGAGAGCGGAGCAGAGAGGGUGUGCUGAAAAUGGGAUGGAAGGGUACAUUGUAAAUUGACUUUGCACCAAACCUUCGGGGCAUCACCACGGUCGACGCAUAAUGACUCUGAGAAUGUCUUAAAUGCACUGACCUGGCAUCAUAAAUGUAUCUAAAUGCUCCCAUGCAAUGCCCAUCUCAAAUGCCUGACAGACUUGUUACAUUCCUUAACCAUUUAUUGCUAUCUGAUCUCCUCAUGACAAUGCUCUGAAUGCACUGUAUUUAAUACAUCUAUCUACUAGUUUUUAUGCACACUGCUGCGUUUGAUUGAUAUACCCACGUCUUCCUAUGGCCUUAGGGGUGAGCUGAUAAUCUCCCUUAAUCUAACAUUAAGGCCUUCAUUGCCUUUCUUGCCUUGCCUCCGAAAACCCUCUUGAGGAGCACAAAUGGAAAAAGACAGCAUAUACCUCCUCAGUCAGGACCCAACAUGUGAGAAAGUCCUGAAAUAGUCUUCUGAGAUGAACAAUUGCACCAAAUCCUUACAACCUAACUGCUGAACAUGGUUAUUAAAAUGUAAGGGUGAAGCUCAUGAAACCAUGUCACGUUUCACCCCAAAAUCAAAAGAUAUUUUGCACAGGAAACCUAUUGUUAAAAGAGAAUUAGGAAUAAUUUUGCAUUGUGAUCUCAUUUCUAUGAAUUGCAUUUUCCACAAAAAUCUCAUUGCUGUAAUGCAUCUGGAUGUGUGUGUUUUUUAAAUUCAUAUUAUUCUUAAUAGUAAUUCUCAUUAGUUUCCCAUAUUACAAUGAUACAGUAAAAAAACAGUUUUUUUUGGAAGAAAAAUAUCAGUCUUAUUUUGAUUUUGGGGUGAAACAGAUAUCACAGACGUGUUCCUGGGAGAUUUUUUGAGAUUCACCUGUAAAAUGUCAAAGAGCCAAGAGUCUCUGUCUUCCUAGCUGAGGGCCAUAUACAUUUCUUUCAGUUCUUCUGCUAAGUCAGACUUACUUUUAGUUUAACACAUUAUUUAAUUAAAUUUUUAUGUUUUUUUUUGUAUUUAUCUGUGUCAUAACUAUGGCUACUCCGAAACUUUAAAGUUACAAUAAUCCGAGUGCCACUUUUUUUAAAAAUAUCUCGAUAUGAUAAAGAAGUGAAUAUGUUCUUCAGUUAUUUGAAGUUUAUGUGAAUGUUCACCUGCUGAGGUCCCGACAGGCACAUUUUUGGUUUGCUCUAAAGGACCUGACUCACAUUACCAUCAAUAUUUCACCCAAUUUCAUCACACGAAUGAAUACCAGAAUAUCUGACGAUACUUUUUGGAGAUUUGUUUGACUUCUUUGUUUUCUCUUUGUUUGAGAUCUUGGAAACCUGAGCUCUUUUUUGUCAUUCCCCUGUCUGCAUUAAAACAUAUUAUGUGACUGUUGAUAUAUUGAUAUUUCUGUUGAUAUACAAAAUAUUAAGUUCAAGCAUUGACAGUUUAAAUUUUAGGAAUUUAAAGUCAGUUUAACUAAUGACCAAUGCAUAUUUAAUUAGACACAUUUCUCAGUCCAGAAAUAUUUAUAAAGCACAACACAUCCAUCCCACAAAUGGAAAAGUGAGAUUUUCCUAGCGAAAAAAAACAAACAAAAAAACAAGUAAUCUAGUCAUUAAUUAUUGUUUGACUUAAAAUUCAAUGAAACAAUUAGAGACUAAAAAGAGAAGCCAUGUGAAUUUGACAGAAGCAACAUUUCAAGCAAUUUAAUAAAAUCACCAGUUUAUUUGUUUUUUGGCGUUUUGAGGGCAAUUUUUAUCUAUUGUAUUUCUUUAUUUAAAAUGUAUAAAAUACUGAAAUAAACUGCAGACAAAAUAAAAUAAAAAAGUUUCUACAUGUGG